This is a messenger RNA of Maniola jurtina (meadow brown), 2170 nucleotides long. RefSeq names its product vacuolar protein sorting-associated protein 52 homolog (gene Vps52). The record is from RefSeq and is a predicted model, not a curated record. Gene Ontology annotation, biological process: retrograde transport, endosome to Golgi; endocytic recycling; lysosomal transport. Lineage: Eukaryota; Metazoa; Arthropoda; Insecta; Lepidoptera; Nymphalidae. Bases 175 to 2166 code for a protein of 663 amino acids. The transcript is spliced from 7 exons. Gene Ontology annotation, cellular component: GARP complex. Gene Ontology annotation, molecular function: syntaxin binding.
GAUGUCAUGAAUCAUGAUUGUCAAAGUCAAAAUGGUCAAACAAAAUAAUAUUUUUUAAUGGAUAAUAAAAAUAAUAUGGUAUUUUUUGGAAAUUACAGAAUAAAGUUGGUAGCUCCAUAGGUAUAAACACUAAAAACUAAAUAAAACAAGUAGUACCAGUCAAAAUAAGUCAAAAUGUCUGAUAAUAAAGACAUGACUGAGAUGGAUAAAAAUCUAGAAGAUUUAGAAAUCCAAGAAGUGCUGAAAAAUGGUACCGAUUUAAGAGAAUACGCUUUACAAAUCGAUAAAAGCAUCAAAGAGGCUGAGAAAGGCUCCGUAGCUGACUACUUGAAGGAAAGUGAAAAUAUAGCAUCACUGCACAAUCAGAUCGAAGACUGUGACGGAAUUCUAGCUAGGAUGGAAAGCAUGUUAUUAGUAUUCCAGAAUGACUUGGGCAGUAUAAGUAAUGAAAUCAUAAGUUUACAAAAACGUUCUGUCAAUAUGUCUAUUCAACUAAGUAACAGGCAAGCACUCAAAGGUCCUCUUGCAUCGUUUAUUGAAGACAUGGCAGUUUCAGAAACUCUUAUAUUUGGGAUAAAUAAUGUUCCUGUUGUUGAUAAAGAGUUUAUGGUGCAGUUAGCUAUUUUAAACCAAAAAUUAAAUUUUGUUAAAGAACAAGACUUCAAGGAGACCAAGGCCUGUCACGAUGUCAAAGAUGUUUUGGAGAAGUUGAAAAUCAAAGCUGUUUCAAAAAUAAGAACAUACAUACUGGAACAGAUAUACAAGUUCCGGAAACCAAUGGCCAAUUACCAAAUCCCACAGAAUGCUAUGUUGAAGUAUAAGUUUUUCUUUGAGUUUAUAUUAGCAAAUGAAAGAAAUGUAGCUCAAGAAAUCUGCAAUGAGUAUAUUGACACUUUGAGCAAAGUUUACUAUUCCUAUUUUAAGUCUUAUGCUUCUCGACUGGAUAAGUUAAAAUAUGAAGAAGUACCAACUAAAGAUGAUUUAAUGGGGAUUGAAGAUGGUUCCAAAGGUGGUUUCUUUCAGAAGUCUAAUUUAAAAAAUAAAAGUACCAUAUUCACGAUUGGCAACCGUGGCGACGUUUUGGCUCAAGAACUGGAAGCUCCAAUUAUCGUGCCUCAUGUGCAACAAAAAACUAAGUAUUCAUAUGAAGCACUUUUUAGAAGUCUUCAAUAUGCCCUCGUAGACAACAGCUGCAGGGAGUAUUUAUUUACAACUGAAUUUUUCCAUGUGAAAGGCAGCCAUGCACAGGAAUUAUUCGACAGAAUCCUGGGAAAGACAUUGUCUUUACUUGUGAAAAAUGUUGAAAACUAUGUACUAGAGUGCUACGAUUGCCUUGCUCUGUUUUUAUGUAUCCAAUUAAUAAACAGAUACCGUUGGAUGUGCCACAAAAGAGCUGUUGCUGCAUUAGACAGUUACUGGGAUUCACUGCUCGCUUCACUUUGGCCCAGGUUGGAGUAUGUUCUAAAAUUGAAUAUACAAAGUGUAAGAGAUUGUGAUCCAGCAAAAUUAUCUAAUAAGGAAAUGGGACCACAUUAUAUCACCCGAAGAUAUGCGGAGUUUUCAGCAGCAAUGCUGAGUUUGAGUGAACAGUUUCCUUCGGAAGAGCUCAGCAACUUACUGCUGGCUCUGCAAGAUGAGGUGCACUGCUUCUUGCUGAAAAUGGCCGCCGAAUUCCCCCAGAGAAUACAGCAGCUAAUAUUUUUAAUCAACAAUUACGAUAUGGUUUUAAGCAUAUUAAUGGAACGGACGAGAGAUAAUACAAAAGAAGCGGAAAGUUUCAGGGAGCAACUACAAGCUCGAAGCACUGAAUAUGUUGAGGAAAUACUUAGCCCCCAUUUCGGUGGGCUCAUGCAGUUUGUGAAGGAAGGUGAACAGUUACUGGAAAGUGAUAGGAAAAAUGAACUGGCGAAUUUGGAAAAGAAAUCUAUAUCGCUCGUCGCCUCUUUCACAGCGAGCUGGAAACAGAGUUUGGAAGAGAUUCAUCGAGAAGUUCUUGUAUCUUUCCCCAAUUUGGUGACCGGUGCAGGGUUAUUGCAAAUGGCACUCACAAAUUUUGUUCAAUAUUAUCACAAAUUCGUAAAAUUGUUAACACCCAAUGCUCGUACCCAACUUGUAAAUAUUCAUGUUAUUAUGGUAGAAAUCAAGAAAUAUAAGACAAAUUAUUAAUUUU